Pelmatolapia mariae (spotted tilapia) is the source of this 1175-nucleotide messenger RNA. It is a transcript of the gene bpnt1, whose product is annotated as bisphosphate nucleotidase 1. Gene Ontology annotation, molecular function: 3'(2'),5'-bisphosphate nucleotidase activity. Gene Ontology annotation, biological process: phosphatidylinositol phosphate biosynthetic process. The record is from RefSeq and is a predicted model, not a curated record. The coding region runs from base 65 to 1078 and encodes 337 amino acids. NCBI's taxonomy places the organism in Eukaryota, Metazoa, Chordata, Actinopteri, Cichliformes, Cichlidae. The transcript has 11 exons.
UUCACAAACUCCAGGUGCAGUCCAGGAAAACUGUGGCUAUUGCACAGCGUUAGCAUCAAAAGCAAUGUCUGGAAGUCCUGCUGUUGUUAUGCGGCUGGUGGCCUCAGCCUAUGCUGUGGCUGAAAAGGCUGGGACUAUUGUACGGAAGGUCCUUCACAGUGGAGAACUUGGUAUUGUGGAAAAGACGGGAGCUAAUGAUCUGCAAACACUGGCAGACAGACUAGCACAGCAGAGCAUUUGUUCUUCACUGUCCAAACGUUUUCCCAAAAUCACCAUAAUUGGAGAGGAGGAUCUUCCUUCUGAAGAGAUACAGGAAGAUCUAAUUGAGACUGGCCAGUCAGAGGAAAUUCUUCAGAGGAGUUGUCCACCUGAGUUCAGCCAGCUGAAAGAAGAAGAGAUAGUUGUGUGGGUAGAUCCUCUUGAUGGCACAAAGGAAUAUACUGAAGCAUCGAGGUGUCUCCAUUUCCAAGCUGUGGCCCAGGCACCACACAAAGGAUUGGACACCCCUCAGCCUCACAGCACAGCUCUCUGGCUCCUGGAUAAUGUGACAGUGCUCAUUGGGAUUGCAUAUGGAGGCAGAGCCAUCGCAGGUGUGAUCAACCAGCCGUUCUACAACUACCAGCUUGGUGCAGGAACACAAUUAGGAAGAACCAUGUGGGGGAUGCUGGGAUUGGGCGCUUUUGGGUUCCAGCUCCAGGAAGUUCCAGGUGACAGACGGAUUGUCACCACCACCCGUUCCCAUAGCAACAAGCUGGUAACAGACUGUGUGGAUGCCAUGGAGCCUCACGAAGUUGUACGAGUGGGUGGUGCUGGAAAUAAGAUUAUCCAGCUUGUUGAAGGAAAAGCUUCUGCCUAUGUCUUUGCUAGUCCAGGGUGCAAGAAGUGGGACACUUGUGCUCCUGAAGCAAUCCUGCAUGCUGUUGGAGGUAAACUGACUGAUAUGCAUGGAAAUGCAUACCGCUAUGAUGCUAGUGUAAAGCACAUGAACUCUGCCGGGGUUCUUGCUACACUCCGUAACCACGAGUACUACGUCAGCAGAGUGCCACAGUCAGUGCUGCAAGCUCUCAAGUCAGACUGAGAUGAGGUCCAAGUCAUGGCGGUUGAGGAACUUGCUGACCACAUCAGCCCCAAAGGUGAAGGAGACGCCCCGAUCAUUUUCACCCCAGCCCUGGACA